Molecule: messenger RNA, 622 nt
Organism: Sorex fumeus (smoky shrew)
Lineage: Eukaryota; Metazoa; Chordata; Mammalia; Eulipotyphla; Soricidae
Gene: MIMS2
Product: family with sequence similarity 210 member B
Exons: 3
Coding region: 48-584 (178 amino acids)
Cellular component (GO): mitochondrion
Source: RefSeq, a predicted model, not a curated record
CCGCCCACGGCGCUGGCUUCCUCGGGGUGGCUGGCGCGGCCCGCACCAUGGCUGGGCUGCUGGCGCUGCUGGGCCCCGCGCGCACGGUGGGCGCCGGGGUCCGGCCUCGGGUCGCCUGGCUCGCGGGCGCCGGCCCCUGUGCCCCGCCGCCGCCGUGUGUGCGGCUGCUCCAGCCUGGACCUGCUGCCCGGCUGCUCUGCUCCGCCCGCGGGGACCACCGCGGCCGCCAGGACGCGGGCAGCACCGAGAAGAAGCCCAGCAAGGCCCAGCAGCUGAAGCAGCUGUUCCAGGAGUACGGGGCCGUGGGCGUGGGGCUGCACAUCGGGGUCUCGCUGGCCUCCCUGGGCGUCUUCUACACGGUGGUUUCCAGUGGCGUGGACAUGUCCGCCGUGCUGCUCAGGCUCGGGUUCCAGGAGUCCCUGGUGCAGUCGAAGAUGGCAGCGGGCACCAGCACCUUCGUGGUGGCCUACGCCAUCCACAAGCUCUUCGCGCCCGUGAGGAUCAGCAUCACCCUGGUGUCCGCGCCCCUGCUCGUGCGCUACUUCCGCAAAGUGGGAUUCUUCAAGCCCCCAGCCAAGCCCUGACCCGCUCCGGGGGCCAGCCUGGUGGCCCGCCCCCAGUG